This is a messenger RNA of Penicillium daleae, 1524 nucleotides long. RefSeq lists its product as uncharacterized. The coding region runs from base 1 to 1524 and encodes 507 amino acids. NCBI's taxonomy places the organism in Eukaryota, Fungi, Ascomycota, Eurotiomycetes, Eurotiales, Aspergillaceae. The record is from RefSeq and is a predicted model, not a curated record. The transcript is spliced from 2 exons.
AUGCUUCCUACCGUUGCCCUAACGGCCCUGGCCCUCCUGCCCGCUGUGCAUGGAGCCCCUUCAUCCUCGGCUUCCUUGCAUGGCGUCUAUAAACGCUGCGGCGCCAUUUCCCAGUACUACGGCCAGCAUCAGGCGGACUGGGAUACCUACGAUACGCAGGGCUGGCUGGACAGCUGGUGGACCAACAAUACCGCGCUGAUGCACAACAACUCCGUCGGGUUCGCCGGCGCCUUCGGUCAGUGGGCCAUGGGCAACCCGGACUGGUCAUGCCAGGACGACGGCUCCAGCACGGACUGCGACCUGAACCUGUGUGACAACCGCGUGCUGAACAGCCGCGGUAAAGACAUCCGCCCGGCAUACUAUGUGCUUGAGUCUGUCAACCGUCUGCACACCUACUUCGGUGGCGUCCGCGAGGCCUUCGAUACCGCCGGUUUGGGCGCGGCCCUCUCUAAGGACCAGUGGGCGACCACCUUCUACGAGGCACCGGACCAACGGAGUGUGAAUAUCCUCAAGGAGGUGCUCGCCGCCCUCGGCACUAUUAUUGGAAUCGGCGCUUCCUUUGCAGGAGUCGGCCUUCCCUUGCUAGGCGUGUCUGAGGCUACCUCGGCUGUGGCCGGUGCAUGGGCCGGAGCCGGCGCGGCGGCCUAUGGCGGCGGCGUCACUGCGGCUAAUAUUAUGAUCGGACCCCACGCGGACGACACCUUCCAGAAAUCCGCCGACCUGGGCGGCAUCCUAGGCGAGAUCGUCGUCGACUCCAUCAAGUCGUUCACUUCCGCCAACAACCAGCUCGUGGGCGGCCAGGAAUACAACAAUGAGGACAUCCGCAGCUACCUCUCACACGGUGCCUUCCUCGAGUUCCAGGGCGUCGACAAGAACGCCGUCACCGAUUCCAUGACCGCCAUGCUCGUCGGCACCUCCAUUAACCAGCUGUACCGCGCCCAGAAGGUCUUCAUCCUGGGGGGUGGUUCCUGCGACGACAACGAGGGUAUUGGGUCCGGUCCCCAGGACGCUAAAAUCUGCCGUGACGGCAAGGCCUGGUACCUGUACUACUGGCAGGAGGACGAUGUCCUCUCGAUAACCUCGCACCAGUGGGGAUGGGUCAUCUCGCCUCCUGGAGUGUCCCAGCUGGGACAGAAUGAAUUCAGCGAUAUCCCUCUUAACGUUUCGGAUAUCAUCAACUCCUCCCUCGACGCCUUCAACGUCGCCGGUUACAACUACACCACUGCUACCGCCCAAUCCCGCGCCGAGGACGCCAUCACCAAAGGCUGGGCCAUCCCGGGCGCUUAUGGCGCCGCUUGGGAGGGUAUCUUCACCGUCCCUGUUUGCGACGUCAGCGCUGCCAUCAGCUCAAGCUUCGAACUCAAGCAGUUCAUCCUGCAGCCCUACGGCCAUGACAGCCGUCCCUGCUGGUGUGGACCGAUCUGCAGUGGUGAUUUGCAGAAGACUAAGGCCUUUAUUGACGCUGCCAAUAUGGGUGGCUUCGACAGUCCUAAGCACUUGUGUAACUCGGACCCUGGGUACUAA